Molecule: messenger RNA, 1316 nt
Organism: Spirometra erinaceieuropaei
Lineage: Eukaryota; Metazoa; Platyhelminthes; Cestoda; Diphyllobothriidea; Diphyllobothriidae
Source: the annotation of a GenBank genome assembly
AUGCAGCACACACUGACUGUACACCACUUGAGCUUGGCCCACGAGCCCACAAAGGCGGCUGCCACCACAGUCUCAGAGACUCUCAGGCAUGACUGGACGCAGUCAACACCAGCCCUGGCUUCGUCAGUGGCCACACUGCCGCCUGAGAGGACAACUCUGGUAUCUGUAUGCAUUAAACCCCACAUUCUGGUGCGUUCUGUUCUAUCUCUACAACUUGGGAUCUGACCUGGUGGUUGUGGCGCACAGAGCACUCACUCUCACCGCAUAACCAUCCUGCUCUCAGUCUCACACGCAAUAUACCCUCAAGUUGUGUGCUCCCGCCAUGUGAAGCUUACAAAAGACGACAAUGAGAGGGUCAGAGAGUCUUUAAAAAAAUCAAGCAAGGAAAGUAGUCAGGCGCAGCAAGGGGAGGGCCCAGGGUGUGCCCUCCAGGACCAGAUGUCAGCAAUAGUCCCCUACACGCGCGCACGCGCGCGAGAUCGUGUUUAAGUCACCACUGAUGUUGUGGCACUUUCAAGGUCACCGCCCCCUCUCAAGGCCACCGCGUUGGCAUGGUGACGCAGAUGUCGGUCCAGGUUGGUUCGCUGGGCAAAGGAGCGGGCACAGAAGGAACAGGUGAAGGGCUUUUCGAGGUGGUGGAUGUUGCGUACAUGGCGUUGCAUGUUUGAGGAGAUACUGAAGCGACGGUUGCACUGGCCACAGCAAUAUGGCUGCUCCCCCGUGUGCGUGCGCAUGUGCCGGUUGAGAUUGGCAGAACGGGGAAAGGCCUUGGUGCAAUGGGGGCACUGAUAGCGGGACUUGUUGGCUGCACUGCCAUCGAGAUCGCCAGUGCGGUGUCGCGUGCUACUGUCGUUGGUGUUGGUGUUGUCGUUGCUGCGAGGACGAAUGAGACAGGAUGUUGUCACAACAUUCUCAGCCUUGUCCACAGAAGCCUUUGAGAGCCGGGUUGCCAAGGCAUCUACCGUGGUAUAAGAGGCCGAGUUUAGGACAUUUGUGUGUGGGGCAAUAAACCGUUUGGCGUAGAACAUAUGCAAAAAAAAUGGUCGCAUUGGGAGCUGCACAAUAGUGUUUAGAACUCAGAAGAAGAGGAAGGAGAGGAGAGAGAGGAAGAAGAAGAAGAAGAAGAAGAAGAAGAAGAAGAAGAUGAUGAUGAUGAUGAUGAUGAUGAUGAUGAUGAUGAUGAUGAUGAUGAUGAUGAUGAUGAUGAUGAUGAUGAUGAUGAUGAUGAUGAUGAUGAUGAUGAUGAUGAUGAUGAUGAUGAUGAUGAUGAUGAUGAUGAUGAUGAUGAUGAUGCGAUCACUGGAAUAAGAAGUUGA